Melopsittacus undulatus (budgerigar) is the source of this 1558-nucleotide messenger RNA. RefSeq names its product tetratricopeptide repeat domain 31 (gene TTC31). The transcript has 14 exons. The annotation marks the transcript as partial. The record is from RefSeq and is a predicted model, not a curated record. Gene Ontology annotation, molecular function: RNA binding; protein binding. Lineage: Eukaryota; Metazoa; Chordata; Aves; Psittaciformes; Psittaculidae.
GGUGCUGUUCCCGGUGUGGUUCCCGGUGCGGUUCCCGGUGCUGAAGGUGACUCCGGUGACACCUUCUGCGGGCUCCGAAAGGCGUUUCUGGUGCCGGAGCCGCUGCAGCCGCGGCCGAGGUCACUGGAGGCAAAGCUGCGUUGGCUGCCGGCGCCACGGGAGCUCCGGCCCACGGCGGAGGAAGCCGAGCGGAACGCGCAGGAGCUGGUGGCAGAGGAGGAGCGGGUGAAGAGGAAAGCAGAGAAGAAGAAGCUGAAGAAGAAGAAGCAGAAAGAGAGGAAGAAACAGGAGAAGCUGAGACAGGAGUCCCAGGCCAAGCAGAAGGCUGAGGCGACCCCCCCAUCCCCGAGCACCGCUGCGGGCACCGGACACCCCCAGGGUGGUGAUGCUGAGGAGGAAGAGGGACCUUGGCUCGAGCCCGGCCCCGGGGACAGCACAGCCGCGGCAGAGGAGGGGGCAGACCGGGAGGCCCGAGCGGAGGAGGCAGAGGAGGAGCUGGACCUGAGCUGCACCUUCGUGUUCAAAGCACGGCAGAAAGCAGGAGUGAGGCUCCCGGUGCCCGGGGGGGAGAAACCACCGGGGACGGGCACGGAGCGGGGACAGAGGGCACCGGGGAAGGCCCCCGCCCGCCUGGACCCCAUCUCGGUGCAGCAGAGCCUGCUGCUCGCAGGUCAGGGCAAUGCUGCGGCUCUGGGAGGCCGGUACCCUGAGGCUGUGCAGGCGUUCACGGCAGCGCUGCGGCUGAACCCCCGCGAGCACCGGCUCCUCGGGAAUCGAUCCUACUGCUAUGAGAAGCUGCAGCUCUAUGAGGAGGCUCUGGGGGAUGCAGAGCGGGCGCUGGGGCUGCAGCCGCGCUGGGCCAAGGGUCUCUUCCGCAAGGGCAAAGCCCUGCGGGGCCUCCAGCGCUAUGCUGAGGCUGCCCAGACCUUUGAGGAGCUGCUGCGGCUGCACCGAACCGGCACCGGCACCGACACUGAUGCAGCUGCGCAGCUGGAGGCCUGCCGGGCCCUGCUGCAGCAGAGCAGCCUUGGGGGGGUUCCCUCAUCUCCUCCCUCCCCUGUGUCCCCCAUGUCCCUGCUGGAGGCUGCGGAGCCGGCGCUGCCUCUCUGGUCUGAGAGCAGCCAGGACGAGGCCAUGGGUGUGAGUGGCUUCACCACCAUCGUGAGCUCCAGGAUCCAGGCCCAGUGCCAGCCCCCCAGGGGCUGCUUCCCCCUCUGGGUGGGCAACAUCACCCCCCGCAUCAGCAGGAGUGUUCUGCAGCGCUGCUUCGGACAGUUUGGGGAGAUCCAAUCCAUCCGGAUGCUGCCCGAGCGCCGCUGUGCCUUCCUCAACUACACCUGCAAGGAGGCGGCUGAAGCUGCUUUUGAGGCCAUGAGGGACUCCCCGUUGGAAGGCACCCUCCUGGCCCUGCAGCUCAAGCACCCAUCCCAUGCCACCCCCCGCCCGCGCUGGUACCCGCAGCCCUGCCCGGGGGAGCCCCGGUAACCGGAGCCCCCCCCGCGGCCGGUGCCUCCUGCCCGCACCCCGCCUGUGCCUUGUCCCCCCGCGGGCAGCGGGA